CUGAGCCUGCGCAAACUCAGGCGGCGCUCGUGGAGCCGAGUGCCGCGCAAUGGCGGGCACGGGCUUGGUAGCCGGGGAGGUGGUGGUGGAUGCGCUGCCGUACUUUGACCAAGGCUACGAAGCGCCCGGCGUGCGGGAAGCGGCUGCGGCCCUGGUGGAGGAGGAAACGCGCAGGUACCGGCCGACCAAGAACUACCUGAGCUACCUGACAGCCCCGGAUUACUCCGCCUUUGAAACGGACAUAAUGAGAAAUGAAUUUGAAAGACUGGCUGCCCGACAACCAAUCGAAUUACUCAGCAUGAAACGAUAUGAACUUCCAGCCCCUUCCUCGGGUCAAAAAAAUGACAUCACUGCCUGGCAAGAGUGUGUAAACAAUUCCAUGGCCCAGUUAGAGCACCAGGCAGUUCGAAUCGAGAAUCUGGAGCUGAUGUCACAGCACGGGUGUAACGCCUGGAAGGUGUACAAUGAAAACCUCGUUCAUAUGAUUGAACACGCACAGAAAGAGCUUCAGAAGCUAAGGAAACAUAUUCAAGAUUUAAACUGGCAGCGAAAAAACAUGCAGCUCACAGCAGGAUCUAAAUUGAGAGAAAUGGAGUCAAAUUGGGUAUCCCUGGUAAGUAAGAACUAUGAGAUUGAGCGGACUAUCGUGCAGCUGGAGAACGAGAUCUAUCAAAUCAAGCAGCAGCAUGGGGAGGCAAACAAGGAGAACAUCCGCCAAGACUUCUGACCUUGGGCGAAAGGGAAGAGAGGAGGCCCCUGCAAACCUGAGGCCUGUGGACUUCCUCAAAGCCACUGUUGUGCUUAGGGCUGUGUGUGCUGUUGUGUUGCUUCAUAUGUGUGUCUUAGCAAAAUAAAGGUUUGCCACACGUUGCUAUUUUUUUAGCUAUAGAAAUCUGAGUUUUCAAAGUGAGUAUGACUUUAGAGAAAGAGGGUCCCUCCAGAGUAAUCCAGCCGCUGGUGUUCUGUGAUGCGCUAACCAUCAGGAAAGAGGGUCACUCCAGAGUGUAAUCCAGGCUCUGGCAGCAGAGAGGAAGCCGGCCUCUGAUGGACUGAACCUCCAGCCCCUUCAAAAGUGUACUUAUUGAUUGUAAGACAAGUUCCUCAUACCGAAGCCCUUUUGAUCUGUAUGUUCUCUAAAGAAAAACAUCACACUCCUGCAACUUCCAUCCUUACGGUGUAGUGUUCGCCGUGCCCAACAUGCAAGAUUCUCCAGGUGUGCCAGGAUGCAAUGAAUGGAAAACAUCAGAAAAACCACUCUGAAUCAUAGAAAACAGCCCCUGUUCUCUGCUAUGAUUUCUUCAAGGUCUAAGUAAACAAAACAACUAUUGGGCAGAGGCAGGUGCCUCUCUUUGAGUCAGAGGCCAGCCUGAUCUAGAAAGGGAGUUCCAGGACAACCAGAGCUGCACAGAGAAACCCUGUCUCAAGCAAAACAAAAAAGGCGUGUAAGGUGGGCAUCGCUGUUAGAGGUGCGUGCGACAGGCAGCCUGCUCCUCAGCGUGACCCUGGAUGCCCUUGUCAUGUUUCACCACCUUGUCGUCAUGGUAACUUCAGGUGCUGUGUCAGAUCCACAGUGGACACAUGGGUAGGAAUACGGAAGGCGAUACUAAUGAGUUUCCCAGUUAGGUCUGGGAUGACCAUGCCCACAGCCAUAGUGUCAGUGAGUGCAAGGACGUUUCAGGCAGCCCUGUGUUUCCCAGAGAGGCCAUCUGCAGUACUCUGGGUGGUGGUGAUGGCAUGAACUGUAGUCGUGAGUCCCUUCUCGGUGCUAAAAUUGUUAGAGAUGACCUUCGUGGGGCAGGAGAGGGGAGCUAAGCAGUUAGUGGUACAAGAGACCUUGCUAGUGGUCCUACUUCCAGUUCACACCCAUUACAAACAUGAGGGGCAUCAGCAAAAGGGGCAGAGGUGCCACUUGAAGCUCCACCCUUCAAGUGGGCCUUGUUCUCCAUGGUGGUACAGAUGCCAGGAAACCCCACAACAUACUCAGCAUUUGGUGGCAUCACUGCUGGAAGAUGGAGCUGGCCUUCCCGUCGAUGUCAGGCUUCCCAUUCUGAACUGGACUGCUAUGGGAUUUGCCGUGGGGAGAAUUGUACUGGAAUGUGUACACCAUGUAUUUGUAGUCAGUGAAGGGGUCAUUGAUGGCAACAAUUCCACUUUGCCUUGAGUCGAAAGCAACCCUGAUAACUAGGUGUGCUCAGUACAGCCAAAUCCAGUCACCCCGACCACACCAUCGUGUGUUAGGAACUAGGCUGGACUGCACAAGAAAAUGCUGUCUGGAAUGGGGAAGAGCAGAGGAUCUAAGCGUU
This is a messenger RNA of Chionomys nivalis (European snow vole), 2303 nucleotides long. RefSeq names its product BCAS2 pre-mRNA processing factor (gene Bcas2). NCBI's taxonomy places the organism in Eukaryota, Metazoa, Chordata, Mammalia, Rodentia, Cricetidae. Gene Ontology annotation, cellular component: catalytic step 2 spliceosome; precatalytic spliceosome; Prp19 complex. The transcript is spliced from 7 exons. Gene Ontology annotation, biological process: mRNA processing. Bases 50 to 727 code for a protein of 225 amino acids. The record is from RefSeq and is a predicted model, not a curated record.